Molecule: messenger RNA, 2714 nt
Organism: Ipomoea triloba (trilobed morning glory)
Lineage: Eukaryota; Viridiplantae; Streptophyta; Magnoliopsida; Solanales; Convolvulaceae
Product: flap endonuclease GEN-like 1
Exons: 8
Coding region: 157-2460 (767 amino acids)
Biological process (GO): pollen development
Molecular function (GO): 5'-flap endonuclease activity
Source: RefSeq, a predicted model, not a curated record
UCCUGUCUCAACUCUCUCUCAACUGAACAACUCCCAACUUUCCACCGAUUCUUUUCAAUUUUCGUCAUCUUCUUGCACUCGCAGAGAGUGAUGACAGUCUCUCUUCCCCGCCAAAAAUCCCUUUUGUUUCUCGGCAGUUAAUUGUGGGUGAAAUCGAUGGGCGCUGGAGGCAACUUCUGGGAUUUACUGAAGCCCUAUGCCCGACCCGAAGGCUUCGAUUUCUUGAGGAACAAACGGGUUGCCGUGGACCUCUCGUACUGGAUCGUCCAGCACGAAACUGCUAUUAAAGGAAACACGCGAAACCCGCACAUCAGAUUAACAUUCUUACGCACCAUCAACCUCUUCUCCACGUUCGGGGCAUUUCCGGUUUUUGUGACAGAUGGUACUCCAUCGCCACUCAAAUCUCAGGCAAGGAUUAUGCGCUUCUAUCGAUCAUCAGGGAUUGAUAUGUCAAGUCUGCCUGCAGUGGAAAAGGGCAUUUCAGUUGAGAGAAAUAAGGCUUUUCAGAAGCAUGUGCAGGAAUGUGUUGAGUUGCUCAAACUUCUUGGUAUGCCUGUUCUAAAUGCAAAAGGGGAAGCUGAAGCACUUUGUGCACAGCUUAAUAGAGAAGGACAGGUUGAUGCUUGUAUUACUGCUGAUAGUGAUGUAUUUCUCUUUGGAGCUAAAUGUGUUAUUAAACAUAUCCAACCUAACUCCAAAGAACCAUUCGAGUGUUACCAUAUAUCAGAUAUUGAGGCUGGUCUUGGGCUGAGAAGGAAACAAUUGAUAGCCAUUUCUUUAUUGGUAGGAAAUGACCACAAUCUACCUGGGAUACCUGGUAUUGGCUUAGAGACUGCACAUCGAUUUGCCAAGUCUUUCCGCGAAGAUGAGAUUCUAGAUAGGCUAUGUGAAAUAAGGAGAGGAGAAACCCCAGAAUUACAUGAUAUUGCCAGUGCAGAAGGUGAUUUUGUACCCAGUUCAGAGGAUUCUCCUCGAAAACCAAAACUUUCGCAUUGUUCAUUCUGUGGACAUCCAGGCAGCAAGAGGGCUCACCUCAAGUCUCGUUGCCAAUACUGUAGCGAUGGUGGUGGUGGUGAGGGUUGCAAGCAAAAAGCACCAGGCUUUAAGUGUAGUUGCUUGUCAUGUGACACGGAUAGGAAAGAAAAGGAACAGCGAAAGAAAGAAAAUUGGCAUAUUAAAGUCUGCAGAAAGAUUGCCUUGGAGCAGGACUUUCCACACGAUUUGAUCGUGAAAAUUUACUUGCACAAUGACAACAGAGUUGAUGACGGUUGCCAUAUAUCUUGGACAAGUCCAAAAACUGAAAUGCUAGUUGAUUAUUUAGCUUAUUAUCAGCAUUGGGAGCCUUCGUAUACGCGGAAGAGAAUGCUUCCGAUGCUAUCAACUUUGUUUUUGAGAGACAUUGCCUCAAAUUCCGAAAAUCUUUUGCUAUGUGGACAAUAUGAGUUUGAUUAUAUUAAGCGGGUGAAGACAAGAUAUGGCCAUCAAUUUUAUGUGGUCAAUUGGAAGAAAGCAAUGCACACAAUGUAUCAAGAAACUGGGAGACUUGAUGGAGUGAAAGAUUUAACCGAAGAUCCCGAUGACUUCAAGAUUCAUAUCAAGAAAACUGGGAGAGCUGAUGAAUUGAUAGAUAUUACAGAAGAGCCUAUGAAAGCACUGCACAAAAUGGUUGAUGAUACCCACACAGUUACCUCCAAAAAACUUAAUAUGCCUCUAGAAACUAGGAGAACUGAAGAAGUGAUAGAUUUAACAGAAGAUCCUGAUGGGUUGGAGAUUCACACGAAGACAAGUGGGAGAGAUAACAAAGCGGUAGAUUUUACAGAAACUAGGAGAGUUGAAGAAAUGAAUGAUUUAACAGAAGGUCCUGAUGGGUUGGAGAUUCAUAUUAAGAAAACUGGGAGAAUUGAUGAAUUGAUAGAUUUCCCAGAAGAGCCUGGGAAACCAGUGCACGCAAUGAUUGAUGAUAUCCACACAGUUACCUCCGAAAAUCCUAAUACGCAUCAAGAAACUAGGAGAGCUGAUGAAUUGAAAGACUUAAUAGAAGAUCGUGAUGGGUUGGAAAUUCAUAUCGACGAAACUGGUAGAGCUGAUGAAGUAAUUGAUCUUACGGAAGAGCCUGAUGGACCGGAGAUUCAUAUCAAGGAUGGUUGCUGCUAUUUGUCAACAGAUGAAGAUAUGGAACUUGUUUGGAAAGCUUUUCCAGAAAAGGUCAACCAAUUUUUGAAACAAAAGGAACUAAAAUCAAGAAGAAAAAGAAGGGGGGUUCCUGAAAACUCAGGGUCCUCAAGUGGUAUUCAGCUCAGUAUCACCGAGUUCUUUCGAUCCUCUAAAGGAACCUGUCAGGCAAAGCUCGGGGAGAAUUUUGCUAGCAGUUCAAGUAGUUCUAGUGCUUCCGAAAAGGAACAGCAAGAGCGGGUUCCCAACUUUAGCAAGUCAGCUAGGCGUCGACUUUUCCUUGGAUGAGAAUCUGAUCACAUUAUGUUCGCCCGUCAGCAUAACCCUCCACUUGUUAAAUUACUAAGCACAACAUGAUUGCAUAUUAGUUCGUGUUCUUGAAUUGUCAUCUAGGACAGUGCUAAUGUAAAUAGGUAAUUUUGUGUAAAUGGCAGUUGAUGAUAGCUCUUUACUUGCGGCCAUUAGGAGGCUGAAUCAUUGGUAGAAAUUUUGAGUAUUAGAUUCUGGAAAACUAAUCAAAAUUUCAUUAGUUUUUCUAACCU